UCAAAAUGCCGAAUACACGACUCUUUUUUUUCCUUGCAGUCAGCUGCUGUUUGGUAACAGUUCUGUUCGCAGCUGAUCUCUUUUAUCCAGUGAUCGCGUCCUGCGUGAAAAUUCAUCUUUAUGCUAAGGAUAUGUCUUAUAAGGAGGUCAACGUUCAGAAGUGUUCGGAGCUUGCAUCACAAAUGGAUUUUAAUGAAACGACAAUGAUGUAUAUCCAUGGUUGGACAGAAGAUACUGAGUUUCCUGCCGUUACAGCCGUAAUGAAAGCCUAUCUCAACGCUACGAAUUAUAAUGUCAUGGCAGUAGAUUACAGUUGCGUUACGCUUCAACCUUACCCUACGUCAGUUUUGUUGUCCGAUGAUGUCGCUAUGCUUGUAACUGAAUGUAUAAAGGAUAUGGUGACGGAAGGACUAGAAGCAAGUAAAAUGCAUUUGGUAGGAUUCUCUUUGGGUGCCCAAGUUUCUGGGAAGGUUGGUCGUUUACUAGAUUCCAAACUCGCAUGGAUAGUAGGUUUGGAUCCGGCCGGACCUCUCUUCCAUAAUGAUACUACGGGGACACUGAAAGCCAUUGACGCACAACGAGUCACCUGUGUACAUACUGACAUGGGAGUUCUUGGAGUAGACUAUUCGUGCGGUGGUGUUGAUUUUUAUCCUAACGGCGGAAAAAGAAGCCAACCUGGUUGUUCCCCAAUUGUGGACCUCGGAGAUCCUUACGCCUACACAACAAUAGGCUGCAGUCACUACAGAUCUGUGUUCUUCAAAGUAGAAUCUGUGGGGAACCCAAAUGCUUUCGUGGGUGUGAGCUGUAAUAGUUAUGACGAAUUCAAGGCCAACGCGUGUAACAAGUCGGACACAAUUCUAAUGGAAGAUAUGCCAGCAAUCGGAGCUUCGGGUUCAUAUUAUUUCCAAACAAACUCGAAGAGUCCUUAUGGCAGAGGAAUGGCAGGAAUAGACGAGGACUCGGCUAUCAAGGAUGGCAUAAUCCUAUAACAUUUGCUUGUAUUAUUCAACCAAUAUUGGUUAAUCUGUUUCUUAAAUUAUUUCCUUUUAAAUCUUCUGGUUCGUGGGAAAAAACUUAAAGAUUAUCCUUUUCUUCCUACCGCGUAGGCUUUUCUCACGUAACAUAACGGAUUCUGGGUCAAAUUUUUUUUUGUAAAUUGUAUUUAACUUUGAGGAAUUCUUUGAUUUGCAAUGAAGUAUAUACAGAGUGUUUGGUUAUUCACUGUUAUCCUUCAAAGUGAUUACGGAGAUGUAAUAAAGAAAAUAAUAUUCUAUGAACAUGAUGGCAGGUAUCAGUACUUAAUGAGGACGCACGUUCGCAAAGAUUAGCAUUAUUUACGUGGCAGCAUUGUAAUAAAUGUUUAACGUGAUGUACAUUUUCUUCAUUGCAAAUAACAAUUCGGCGGGAUCUAUGUAACGAGAUAUUUUUAAUUACAGUUAAUACUGCAUUCCACAAUUUGUCACGAUUUUCAAUGGUGAUGGUAAUAAAUGGUGAUUAAAUUUCUA
Messenger RNA from Dufourea novaeangliae, 1505 nucleotides. RefSeq names its product lipase member H-A-like. Lineage: Eukaryota; Metazoa; Arthropoda; Insecta; Hymenoptera; Halictidae. The transcript is spliced from 7 exons. The record is from RefSeq and is a predicted model, not a curated record. Bases 6 to 989 code for a protein of 327 amino acids. Gene Ontology annotation, molecular function: lipase activity.